This is a messenger RNA of Choloepus didactylus (southern two-toed sloth), 877 nucleotides long. RefSeq names its product exosome complex component RRP43-like. The transcript is spliced from 2 exons. The annotation marks the transcript as partial. Gene Ontology annotation, biological process: TRAMP-dependent tRNA surveillance pathway; U5 snRNA 3'-end processing; U1 snRNA 3'-end processing. Gene Ontology annotation, cellular component: nuclear exosome (RNase complex); cytoplasmic exosome (RNase complex). NCBI's taxonomy places the organism in Eukaryota, Metazoa, Chordata, Mammalia, Pilosa, Megalonychidae. The record is from RefSeq and is a predicted model, not a curated record.
UCUGAGGGCGAGCUGCUGGUGUUGGCUCUGGUCGGCUGCUGGCGAACAGUGGAACCUCUGGAAUAUUACAGGAGAUUUUUGAAAGAGAACUGCCGUCCUGAUGGAAGAGAACUUGGUGAAUUUAGAACCACCACUGUCAACAUAGGUUCAAUUAGUACUGCAGAUGGUUCUGCUUUAGUGAAGCUGGGAAAUACUACAGUAAUAUGUGGAAUUAAAGCGGAAUUUGCAGUACCUCCAACAGAUGCUCCUGAUAAAGGAUAUGUUGUUCCCAAUGUGGAUCUCCCACCCCUGUGUUCUUCAAGAUUUCGCUCUGGACCUCCUGGGGAAGAGGCCCAAGUGGCUAGCCAGUUCAUUGCAGAUGUCAUUGAAAAUUCACAGAUAAUUCACAAAGAGGACUUAUGCAUUACUCAAGGAAAGCUUGCAUGGGUUCUAUAUUGUGAUCUCAUUUGCCUCGACUAUGAUGGAAACAUUUUGGAUGCCUGUACAUUUGCUUUGUUAGCUGCUUUAAAAGAUGUACAGUUGCCUGAAGUUACUAUAAAUGAAGAAACUGCCUUAGCAGAAGUUAAUUUAAAGAAGAAGAGUCAUUUGAAUAUUAGAACACAUCCGGUUGCAACCUCCUUUGCCAUAUUUGAUGACACUUUACUCAUAGUUGACCCUACUGGUGAGGAGGAGCAUCUGGCCACUGGAAGCUUAACAGUAGUAAUGGACGAAGAGGGCAAGCUGUGCUGUCUUCACAAACCAGGUGGAAGUGGGCUGACAGGAGCUAAACUUCAGGACUGUAUAAGCCGAGCAGUUACAAGACAUAGAGAAGUUAAAAAACUGAUGGAUGAAGUAAUUCAGAGUAUGAAACCCAAAUAAACCACAUUUUGAAAACAGA